This is a messenger RNA of Harpegnathos saltator (Jerdon's jumping ant), 1642 nucleotides long. Its product is annotated as aminoacylase-1A. Gene Ontology annotation, biological process: amino acid metabolic process. NCBI's taxonomy places the organism in Eukaryota, Metazoa, Arthropoda, Insecta, Hymenoptera, Formicidae. Bases 205 to 1413 code for a protein of 402 amino acids. Gene Ontology annotation, molecular function: aminoacylase activity. The record is from RefSeq and is a predicted model, not a curated record. The transcript has 5 exons. Gene Ontology annotation, cellular component: cytoplasm.
AUCUGACUGGCCCGCGCGUCCUAAUUUUUAAUGGAGAUUCUUCUUAUCAUGGAGGACAAGGUGACGUGGCAAAUAUCAUAUAAAUUCGAGAGCGAAGACACACACAGGCGUGGCAUUUCGUUGGACGUCGACCUGACUUUAUCUGUUCGAUUGUAGUUGAAUACCGACAUUGUGUAUAAUAGAGUGACCAAGAAGAUCCCUACUAUGGCCCAAGAACACGAGCUUUCGGAAAAGGAACUGGAUGAAAAGGCUGUGGAAUAUUUUCGAGAAUAUCUACGCAUACCAUCGGUGCAACCGAACGCUAAAUAUGAGAAAUGCGUUGAAUUUAUACUGACACUGGCAGAAUCUUUUCACUUGCCGGCUAAAGUGUAUCAUUUACAUCCCGGGAAGCCAGUGGUGAUUAUCGCAUGGGAAGGAACGGACUCGAGCAAGUCGACGAUCCUCUUGAACAACCACAUGGACGUUGUCACGACUUACCCGGACAAAUGGUUGUAUCCGCCGUUCAGCGCGCACAUGGAUGAGGACGGCAAUAUUUAUGCACGUGGCAGCCAAGACAUGAAGAGCGUGGGAAUGCAAUAUUUAGAAGCGAUUCACAGAUUCAAGCUGAACGGUAAGCGUUUCUCGCGAACUGUUUACAUUUCUUUUAUGCCGGAGGAGGAGGUCGGUGGCGAGCAUGGCAUGAAAGACUUCGUGCAAAGCGCAUAUUUCAAGUCCCUGAACGUCGGCUUUGCGCUGGACGAGGGUAACGGAUUUUCCGACUCGUCCUUCCACGUGACCUACAUAGACAAGGCAAAGUGGAGUGUGGAGAUAACUUGCGAAGGCGUCACCGGACACGGCUCGCUUAUGCUGGACAACACCGCCGCGGAAAAAAUGCAGGUCAUAGUCAACCGUUUUUUGGACUUGAGAGCGAAAGAGAAAACGAAGUUAGAUUCUGGGAGCGUCGGUGACGUGACAUCUGUAAAUCUUACGAAAAUCACUGGUGGUGUAGAAGACAACAUUAUACCCCAGAUUGUGAAGAUUCUAUUUGAUAUUCGUCUGGCGCCUAGCGCCAGUCACGAAGAGCUCGAGGCCAUCAUCCAAAGCUGGUGCAAGGAAGCUGGUACGGGAGUAACUUACAAGUUUUGUAAGAAGAAUCCUAAGAUCGAAGGCACCAAAGUUGACGAUACCAAUCCCUUCUGGAUGGCUUUCAAGAAAGCUGCCGAUGAACUCGAUAUAGAGCUCAAGUUGACAAUUAAUACCGCUACCUCGGACGCUCGCUUUUUACGUCAGAUGGGCAUCCCCGUUUUAGGAUUCUCGCCGAUAAACGAGACGGAAAUUCGCAUCCACGCUGACAACGAGUAUCUGAACAAAAAAACAUUUCUCAGAGGAAUAGAGAUAUAUACCAAAAUAAUACCGGCAAUCGCAAAUGUUUAAAAACGAACACGCAUCGACUGUCCCUUUUCUUCUUUAUAGAUAUUCCCGGCAAAUAAAAUAUUUUCGUGGAACUUUCUAUGUUAUAUACAUAACGAAACUGCAGAAACAAAAAUCAUGAUGGAAGCGAAUUUCUUGUGGUGAGCGUUUCUUUUAUUAAACAAAAAGGUAAAAAAAGACGCCAAGUACAAGCGCAACACGUAUUGUGUUAUUUUCAGAAAUUUCAAACUCA